AUGGGCGUGACAAGAACAAUCCGCGUCGAGGGGACGGGGCCUCAGCCCGUCAGGGGCCAGAAGGUGACGGUCGAGUACACGGGCUGGCUAAAAGACACAAGCAAACCUGACAACAAGGGAGUCGACCGAGGCGACUUCAUCACAGAAAUAGGAAUCGGCAGGCUUAUCAGGGGCUGGGAUGAGGCAGUCUUGGACAUGAAGGUCGGCGAGCACGCGACUCUCGAUAUCACGAGUGACUAUGCCUACGGAGAAAGGGGUUUUCAUGGCCAUAUCCCUCCAAACGCAGACCUGAUCUUUGACGUUCAUCUCAAGGCUGUUCAAUGA
This is a messenger RNA of Thermothielavioides terrestris NRRL 8126, 324 nucleotides long. RefSeq lists its product as uncharacterized. Gene Ontology annotation, molecular function: peptidyl-prolyl cis-trans isomerase activity. The transcript is spliced from 6 exons. The record is from RefSeq and is a predicted model, not a curated record. The coding region runs from base 1 to 324 and encodes 107 amino acids. Lineage: Eukaryota; Fungi; Ascomycota; Sordariomycetes; Sordariales; Chaetomiaceae.